AUGAAAACCCUGCUCCUGGUCUUUGGUCUGGGCCUCAUUGCUGCCGUGCAGGCACAGACUCUCCCAGUCAUGGAGGAGGAUCAGGAUGUCUCAGGCACAUGGUAUUUGAAGGCUGUGGCAUCAGAUAAGGGGAUUCCUGGGAAUCCUGGGUCUGUGUCUGUGACCCCAAUGACUGUCAAGAUCCUGGAGGAGGGAAGUGUGGAAAUCAAGUUCACUGCCCGGAUUGCAGGUCAGUGCCAGGAGAUAACCAUCGUCCUAGAGAAAACUGACGAGCCUGGCAAAUACACAGCCUUUGGGGGCAAGCAAGAGGUGUACAUCAUUAAGUCAGAUGUGGAGGACCAUUACAUCCUUUAUGUGGGCAAGCUGGCUGGUCAUCGGAUCCGAUUGGCAAAACUUGUGGGCAGAGACCCUGAAAUCAACCAGGAAGCCCUGAAGGAUUUCGAGAAGGUCGUAGGAACCAGAGGCUUCAACUCCAAGAACAUCUUCGUUCCCAAGCAAACGGAAACCUGCUCUCCAGGAAGUGAUUAG
Molecule: messenger RNA, 528 nt
Organism: Castor canadensis (American beaver)
Lineage: Eukaryota; Metazoa; Chordata; Mammalia; Rodentia; Castoridae
Product: von Ebner gland protein 1-like
Molecular function (GO): small molecule binding
Source: RefSeq, a predicted model, not a curated record